Messenger RNA from Aaosphaeria arxii CBS 175.79, 3297 nucleotides. Its product is annotated as valyl-tRNA synthetase. Gene Ontology annotation, molecular function: aminoacyl-tRNA deacylase activity; ATP binding; valine-tRNA ligase activity. The transcript has 7 exons. NCBI's taxonomy places the organism in Eukaryota, Fungi, Ascomycota, Dothideomycetes, Pleosporales. Bases 1 to 3297 code for a protein of 1098 amino acids. The record is from RefSeq and is a predicted model, not a curated record. Gene Ontology annotation, cellular component: cytosol. Gene Ontology annotation, biological process: valyl-tRNA aminoacylation.
AUGGCGCUCAACGCCGCCUCCCACAAUGCCACCGGCGAGCCCACAGGCCCCGUAACCUCCGAGCCCCCCAAGGUGUCCCCAGAGACCAAGAACGACGUCCUCGCGGCCGCCUCGUCGGAUCCCACAGGCCAAUCCGCGCCCGGUAAAGAUGGAGGCGACAGCGCGGCGCCUAAGAAGGUGAAGACGGAGAAGGAGCUCGAGAAGGAGAGGAAGAAGGCGGAGAAGGACGCCAAGUUCAAGGCGAAGAAGGCCGCGCAGAGCGCUGGAGGUGCUGCUGGCGCUGCGGGCGGCAAGGACGCCGCUGCGAAGCCGAAGAAAGAGAAGAAGAAGGAGGAGGCGCUGCCGGAGUACGUCGAGGAGACUAAGCCUGGCGAGAAGAAGAUUCUCAAGUCGCUCGAGGAUCCUCACCUCAAGGCGUAUGUGCCGAAGGUUGUCGAGAGCGCUUGGGGUGCAUGGUGGGAAAAGGAAGGCUUCUUCAAGCCUGAGUACAAUGAGGAGCGUGCGAAGGCCGAGGGCAAGGGCAGCUUCGUAAUUCCCAUUCCUCCCCCCAACGUCACUGGAAAACUUCACUGCGGUCACGCUUUGGCUACCGCGCUGCAAGAUGUCAUGAUCCGAUGGCAUCGUAUGCAGGGUUACCGUACCCUCUACCUCCCCGGCUGCGAUCACGCCGGUAUCUCCACACAGAACGUCGUCGAGAACAUGCUCUGGCGGAAAAACAAGCAGACAAGACAUGAUCUUGGCCGACAGAAGUUCGUUGAGACGACGAUGGAGUGGAAAAAUGAGUAUCAUGAUUCGAUCGUCUCUGUGCUUAAGCGCCUUGGUGGUAGCUUCGACUGGGAGCGUGAGGCUUUCACUAUGGACGAGAACCUCUCCGUCGCUGUUACUGAGACCUUCGUCCAACUUCAAGAGGAGGGACUCAUCUACCGUGCCAACCGUCUUGUCAACUGGUGCACACAAUUGAACACCGCACUCUCGAACUUGGAGGUCGUCAACAAGGAAUUGGCUGGCAGGACGCUCCUUGAUGUGCCAGGAUAUGAGCGCAAGGUCGAGUUCGGUGUGAUCACACAUUUCAAGUACCCCAUCGAUGGAAGCUCAGAAACCGUCGAGGUUGCGACAACACGUCCUGAGACAAUGUUGGGUGAUACCGCCAUUGCUGUCCAUCCCAACGACGAGCGCUACAAGCACCUCCACGGGAAGUUCGCCAAGCACCCCUUCGUCGACCGCUUGAUCCCCAUCAUCGCCGACGACUACGUCGAUCCCGAGUUCGGAACUGGUGCCGUCAAGAUCACCCCCGCGCACGACCCUAACGAUUUCGCCAUCGGCCAGAGGCACAACCUGGAGUUUAUCAACAUCCUGACUGACAACGGUUAUCUCAACAAGAACACCGGAUCUUUUGCGGGUCAGAAGCGUUUCGAUGCCAGGUACUCCGUCGUCGAGAAGUUGACCGAGCUUGGAUUGUUCGUGAAGAAGGAGGACAACCCAAUGAAGGUCCCUCUCUGCGAGAAGACCAAGGAUGUCAUUGAGCCUCUGCAGAAGCCUCAGUGGUGGAUGCGAAUGAAGGAGUUGGCCCAGCCUGCCAUCGACGCCGUCCGCAACGGUGACAUCAAGAUCCGACCAGAGACCUCUGAGCGCGUCUACUACCACUGGAUGGAGAACGUCAACGACUGGUGCUUGUCUCGACAGCUGUGGUGGGGUCACCAGAUCCCAGCCUACUUCGUCAAGAUCGAAGGCGAGGAGGGAGACCGGGCUGAGAACGAUCUCUGGAUCACCGGCCGCACCGAGGAAGAGGCGCGCAAGAAGGCGGAGGAGAAGUUCAAGGGCAAGAAGUUCACCCUUGAGCGUGACGAGGACGUCCUCGACACAUGGUUCUCGUCUGGUCUCUGGCCUUUCAGCACUUUGGGCUGGCCCAAGGAGACUCCCGACUUGAAGAACCUCUUCCCCACCUCCGUCCUCGAGACUGGUUGGGACAUUCUCUUCUUCUGGGUUGCUAGGAUGAUCUUCCUGUCGCUCAAGCUCACUGGCAAGGUGCCUUUCAAGGAGGUCUACUGCCACUCGUUGAUCAGAGAUAGCGAGGGCAGGAAGAUGAGCAAGUCUCUCGGAAACGUCAUUGACCCGAUUGACAUCAUGCAAGGUAUCAGCCUCGCUGACCUCAAUGCCAAACUCCGCACUGGUAACCUCGACCCCAAGGAGCUCAAGACCGCCGAGAAAUACCAGAAGACGUCCUUCCCUCAAGGCAUCCCCGAGUGCGGUGCCGAUGCCCUGAGACUGGCGCUAUGCGGUUACACCACUGGUGGCGGCGACAUCAGCUUCGACGUUGCCGUCAUCCACGGUUACCGACGAUUCUGCAACAAGAUGUACCAGGCCACCAAGUACGUCCUCGGCCGUCUUGGUGACUUCACCCCCCGCGCUGGCAUCGAGAAAUCUGGCAACGAGACCCUUCCCGAGCGCUGGAUCCUCCACAAGCUCACCACCGCGUCCAAGGAGAUCAACACCCUUCUCCAGCAGCGCGACUUCUCCUCCGCAACGCAGGUCGCAUACAAGUACUUCCUCAACAGCCUCUGCGACGUCUUCAUCGAGAACAGCAAGGCCAUCCUUGAAGGCGGCUCCGACCAGGAGAAAGAGAGCACCAAGCAAACCCUCUACACUGCCCUCGAAGGCGGCCUCCUCAUGCUCCACCCCUUCAUGCCCUUCCUGACUGAAGAGCUCUGGCAACGCAUUCCCCGCCGCCAGCGCGACACCACGCCCUCCAUCACCGUGGCCGUGUACCCGCAAUUCAUCUCCACCUUCUCGGAUCCCUCCGCAGAAAAGGAAUACGAGCUCCUCGUCGACUGCUCCAAGGGCCUCCGGUCCCUGAUCUCCGAAUACGCCAUCAAAGACUCCGCAACCACCUUCAUCCAGCCCCUCGACGACGCCACCACCACGAUCCUCCAAUCCCCAACCUCCCGCUCCUCCAUCCUCUCCCUCGCCGGAAAAUCAAUCUCCAACCUCACCAUCCUCUCCCCCUCCGACGCCCAGCCCACCGGCUGCGCCGUCUACACUGUCGGCACGGCCGCCACCGUCUUCCUCGACGUCAAGGGCCGCAUCGACAUCGACAAGGAGAUCGCGAAGGCGAAGGACCGCCUCAAGAAGGCGAACGAGACCGCGGAGAAGCAGAAGAAGAUCAUGGACCAGGCGUGGGAGGAGAAGGUGUCUGAUGCCGUCAAGGAGACGGAGAGGGAGAGGCUGAAGGCAGCCGAGGUGGAGGGCAGGAAUUGGGAGGCGAGUAUUGAGCAGUUUGAGAGGCUGAAGCUUGAGUAG